Colossoma macropomum (tambaqui) is the source of this 862-nucleotide messenger RNA. It is a transcript of the gene hddc3, whose product is annotated as HD domain containing 3. Bases 145 to 684 code for a protein of 179 amino acids. The transcript has 5 exons. The record is from RefSeq and is a predicted model, not a curated record. Lineage: Eukaryota; Metazoa; Chordata; Actinopteri; Characiformes; Serrasalmidae. Gene Ontology annotation, molecular function: guanosine-3',5'-bis(diphosphate) 3'-diphosphatase activity.
UUCUCUACGGACCCGUUACAGGAGCGCACACCUCAGAGGACGAACAGCGACGCCUUGCUGACGACGAGUCCGAGUUAAACUGUCAAAUAAGUCACGUAAAGAUUUAUUUAACUUAAUACAUGAGUAUAACGUCUGUAUAAAGCGAUGAGUUCAGAUGCAGUGAUCCUAUUAGAAACCAUAAACUUCGCUGCAGAGAAGCAUCGAAACCAACGUCGGAAAGACCCAGAGGCAACUCCAUACAUCAACCACCCCAUAGGGGUGGCAAGGAUCUUGAGUCAUGAGGGUGGAAUUACAGAUAUUGAGGUUUUACAGGCAGCGUUGCUUCACGACACUGUAGAAGACACAGACACAACUGUUGAAGAGUUAGAGGCUGUGUUUGGAAGCACUGUAUCCAGGAUUGUUCAGGAAGUGACAGAUGACAAAACACUGCCUAAACAAGAAAGAAAACGCCUGCAAGUGGAGCACGCGCCUCACUGCAGCCACCAGGCCAAACUGGUCAAACUGGCUGACAAGUUGUAUAAUUUACGAGACCUUAAUCGCUGCACGCCCGCAGGUUGGUCUGCAGAACGUGUUCAGGAAUACUUUAUAUGGGCAGCCCAAGUAGUAAAAGGACUUCGUGGAACCAACUCUGCACUUGAGGAAAAGCUACAGCUGCUCUUCAGUGAGAGAGGCGUGGAGAUGUAAUGCUAAUAAAGGACUACCUCACAUAGUGCCGUCUUAGACUGCUGUAACCAGUCGUGGAUUGGUUUCUCAUUAUGAAAAAAAUGUUCUCUGUUUUCCUUCUUCCCAAAAUAUUUAUGUGUCAGACUAAGCACUUUCAUCGACUGUACUGUUCUGAUUAAUAAAGAUGACAUAUGAUUGA